Molecule: messenger RNA, 5582 nt
Organism: Schistosoma haematobium
Lineage: Eukaryota; Metazoa; Platyhelminthes; Trematoda; Strigeidida; Schistosomatidae
Exons: 2
Coding region: 2946-3614 (222 amino acids)
Source: RefSeq, a predicted model, not a curated record
GGCUGACUUUAGAUCCACAAGUGGUGAGAUUAUUGAAAUUUAUAUCACCCAAACUAUCCAAGAUUUAUUACCGUACAAAUAUUUAGUCAAUGUUCCAGAAAACCCCGAUCUUGAAAUUACAAAAAGCACUGAAAAAAUAAUUGACCAUAUAUCAUCUGAAGUGUUGAAAAGACUUCAGUGUAUGCAGAAUGUCACUGUGGAUAAUAUACCUGAUAGUGCGAAAGUAAAGAUUGCUAAAAAUACUCUACUACAAGAAUGUGGAUUGUCGCAACCUUGGUGUGUAACAAGAAGAUUACGUAAAGCACACACUAAAGCCUCCUGUCCCAUUCUAUUUCAGUUUGGUAGUACCACUGAAGCUAAUCAUCUCUUCAAUAGUCAGUCAUUACUGAGGUGUAUUCUAACAUUUAAAAAGAUUAGAAUCAUCCAUGACAGGACUGCUAUCCAACGUCGAAUCUUCAAUGGAACACAAACUAAUCAACCCAGCCUACGUAGCCGCGGCAGUUACUGCGUUUGUCACUGCACAAAUCCUAAAACACCAUACACUACCCCUCCCAAAAACGGAGGCACGUCGGAUGCUGCUAUUAGUCCUAAGAACAAGACUGCACAUAGAGCAGCUGCAAACACUCAGCUACCCCAAAAUGUUAAUCCACUUAUGCCUCAAUAGUGCCCCAGUAUUGCCCUAGCGGCCCCUAUAAGAAGCCUAAAAAUGAUCCCCCCAGGAAUUGCGCUAACAGCUACAGACGCUCAGACACCGCUGUGCGAAAUAAUACUAAACUCUCUGUAAAAACCCACCAGUACUCCAGCACCCGUAACUCAAAACAUGCACCUUUUCAUAGCAGUAGAAUGCCCUACAACAAACAUAGUGAACUGGAAGUACCCACUCAUCCUAACGUGAAACGACACUCGACAAGAACCACACCUACACGUGAUACCCGUAAGUCAUAUAAUGUGAACCUUGCAAGCUCCAUGAACCAGCACACAACAGAAACACCUCUCUCGGCAACAAUAUCAGACAAUCCUUCAUUCCUUACCAGAAACAUACCCCCAACUACCCAUAAUAGGACCAAGAUUGCCCACCGCACACAAAGAAGUUAUAACAUUGGCCUACUUGGGAACCCACCUACUGAUUCUAGAUACUAUCUAAGUCAAGCCACCCUAUACAACUCUUUGAUCCCCCUAAUUCGACAUAUACGUCGUUUGAUCCUUUUUUAUCUCUCCCCCCCUCAACAGUGCUGCUAUGGAGUCUCCAAAUGUUGAGAGCGACAGUCCCACUAUUCUGAGACCAUCUAUAUACUCCGACCUAAUAAGGAGUGACAUAUCUUUCUCAACGUCGAUAACUGUCUCUAGUCGUAAAAGCUCUUUGACUGAACCUCCUGAUCACUCCCCGAACACACUACCUAACCAUUCAACUCUACCUUUCACUCUUAAACUUACUUCUUUCACCAAACUAACCUCCAACUACCUUUCUCGCAUUAACCCUAUUGGUAAUAAACUAAACGCUCAUUAAUAUGGAGUCAACACUACCAAUUCUUUCUUUUCUCAUGGCAAAACAGACAAUCCACUGGGUUUACAACAUACCCUUCUACUAAACAAACACUCACCGUACCUGACACUUAUGUUAAUCAACACUCGAUCUGUACAAGGUAAGAUGACUCACCUACGCACCCUAUUACUUUUAAACAACCCCUCACUUAUUUUGAUGACGAAAAGUUGGCUGUCCUCCGACACCACAGACACAUAUCUACAAAUAGACACCUAUGAGCUCUUCCGCUGUGAUCGAGUCACCAAGAAGGGUGGUGGUUGUCUUGUUUAUGUAUCAGAAAGUUUGAGAGCGGAAAUCUGUAGUGACCAUGUCCUCAGCAAACUUUCUGAUUCGAUAUGGCUUACUGUGAACACUCGUGAAUGUAAAAUACUAAUCGGAUGCAUAUAUCGAGCUCCUAACACUCCUAGUUCAACUGACGCUAUUAUAAGUGAGCCAUUUGCUCAGGCUGCCUCGCUUGACUUCACUUACAAAAUUGUAUCUGGUGAUUUCAACCUUCCCACCAUCAACUGGACGACGCAUUCUGGCCCAUUGUGCUUUGAAAGCAUACUCUAGGUCCUUAGACAUACACGGUUGGCAACAACAUGUACACCUGCCUACACGAAAUCACAACAUUCUUGACUUGAUAUUCUGUCAUAAUGUCACACCAACAUCAAUGGUGGUUGGCGAAAAGUUUCACAACAGCGACCAUAAAAUAGUCCUCUGCACCCUUCCGAUUCUUGCCAUGUGCAACAAAUUAAAGACAAGUUUCCAAUAUAGAGACUAUGCAAACACUGACUGGGAAAACUUUCUAUUUCUAAUAAAGCACUCUGACUGGAGCAGUUUCUUUACCAGUGAUAACCUUUCAGAAACAUUAGAAAUACUCAAUACCACCACCGAAUCUGCACUAGACACUACUAUACCCUCUAAAAUUGCUUUAAAAACAAUUACUCCCUAUAUAAGCCAAAAGACUAGGUCUAAACUGCGAAAACUGAAAAGAACGUACUAUAUAUCAAAAGACUUCAGUGCCCUGCACCAGAUAUACUCUGUACUUGACGGAGUACAAAGUCAACACAACAAGCAUAAACAGGCAGAGGAACGUACUGAGCUCACUGAUGCAUCUAAAGCCCAAGUCUUAUGUCGUCUCCUCGCAAAACGCAUAAGAAAGAACGCAGAUCACAACAUUCACUCCUUACUGCACGAUGGAGUGACGCAUAAUGACUAAACCGUCAUAUGUGAACUAUUAAGUGAAUGGUUUUCCCAAAAUGGGAAUACAUCUCAUACUCCAGAUAUCAACAUAAAGUGCAUCAGCAAAAAUUAUCUUAGUACCAUAAACUUCGACAUUAGGAGUAUACAUACCGCCACUAAAACCCUUAAGCCAAGUGCGAGUUCUGGUGCCGAUGACAUCUCUUCAAUCCUUUAUAAAAUGUCAGGACCGGACAUACAGACGCUAUUACUCAAAAUAUACACAUUAUCUUUAGAGACAGGUACAUAUCCGGAAACCUGGAAGGUAACGUAUGUUCUUCCCGAACAGAAAUCCAGACCGAGAAACCUGGUCGAAAACUACAGAACCAUAAAUAUCACUCCAGUUAUAUCACGCAUAAUGGAAAAAGUGAUACAAAAUCAACUGUCUGAUCACCUACUUAAGGAAGAUCUAAUAGACCCGUCACAACACGGCUUCAUUAGAACAAUGUCGUGCAGUACAUGUCUGAUAGACUUCUUUAACCAGGUUACUCGCAUGUGUGACCAGAAGAAACUAGUGGCUAUACUAUAUUUCGAUAUUAAGAAAGCUUUUGAUAAAGUUCCUUAUAAUCUAAUCAACAGACUUAAGUCAGUUGGAAUUAUUAAUCCUCUUUGCAAUGGAUCAAGUCUUCUUACGAACAGAUAUCAAAUAACCAAGAUUAACUCUACAACAUCUACACCUCGACCAAUAUCUAGUGGUGUUGUGCAGGGUAGUGUCUUGGGUCGAUUGCUCUUUAUAAUCUACAUCAACAAUAUAUGCAAGUGCUUUAGCAAAGGUAAAACCUACCUCUAUGCCGAUGACUUAAAAGUCAUCUAUAAAACUGACAUUUGCGAUGUACGUGGUACUAUGUAAACAAUCCAACAUGAACUCAACAUGGUAAACGAAUGGUGCAAACGCUGGAGGUUAGAGCUUGACACAGAGAAAUGCGGCUGGUUAUGUAUAUGAGACACGUCUCUUAAAAUAAAACUAACACUUAACAACCACACACUGCCCAGACUGGCAUCAGUAACUGACCUAGAGGUACAUUACUCAUACAGUCUUAAUUUCUCUAAACACGUCUCAGCCAAAGCAUCUAAAAUGCGGAAAUUGCUUGGCUUCAUUCUCCGUAAUUUCUAUCAAAAUGAAUCUAAAAUCUUUCUUUAUAAAGUUUGUGUAAGACCUAUCGUUGAAUACUGCUCGUUCUUAUUUUCCAAUCUACGCCUACCUGAUAUACUGAAGGUGGAAGGAAAACAACGAGGCUUCACCCGCAGAAUACUUAAGACUGACUCAGACAUUGACUACAGUUCUCGAUGCCAAAUCUUAGGAAUAGUACCCCUUCGGGAGAGAAGGCUUAGGUUUAAUUUGAUUCCUUACUUUAAACUACUCAAAAGCUUUACUUAUUCAUCAUGUAAGAUAGUUCUUGCACGAGAUUCACAUGAACACGAACUCGAAACAAAGUAUCUACUGUCAAAGUUGAAUACAGAUCAAAAACUAGGGAAAACUUUUUCCUCAUCAAGCAUGCAAGAAUAUGGAACAGUCUUCCAUCCGAAAUACGCAUGGCAGAUGAAUUACAUACGUUUGUAAGACUGCUUGAUCAAGCCCUCACUUGCACUGAUCUAGGACGUACGAACACAUCUGCGCCCCACUAAGACAUCAUAGGCUCUCUCCAUGUCUAGACCAAAAUGGACUUCGAUAUCAGUUUGCCUUAUUUUUCCUAGUUUAUACUAUAGUCAAUUAAAGCACUGCAUCGAUGCCUUACCCACAGUCCAUACCUUGUAACUGCCUGAUCAACUUGUAAAGUGGUACUUAUAGAAAUAGUGUUUACCAACAAGAUGUGAAACGCAGGUUAUAGUGUGAGGUAUGACAUAUAUCCAAAAAGCUUAAAUGAGCCUAACAUCACAAAAGGAGGGAGGGUGGAGUUACUGACCAGCAAGCAUUGAUGAUGAGGGCGAUGACUUUAAUCCACCCGUGUUCGUGGGACAGAGCAUUUCGUACGUAUUAGGCUCUUCAUGAUUGAGAAAAAGUCAAUCAAUCCGUAAUAUAGAUUGUCUUCCUACGCUCACCACUCAGACUCAUGUUUCCAAUUUUAUGCUGGAUUAGCUAUUCUACGAAGCCAACCUAUAACAUGCUAACUCGGACUUUUACGCUAGGAUUGUGUGGCUGGCAUCGGAUGGACAAAAAAGAGAAAAAAACUGGACAAUAAAAGAUAAAGUCAUUAGUAUUCUUAACACUCCAGCGUCUAUAUGCACACUCCCUUCUAAUAAACCGCUUUCCUUUUACCAACCUUGACUUCCAUUCCUUCAUAAUCUUGCUAUGAGGGCACAGCUAUGGAACAUCUGACGUCUGGAACAAACCGUCUCUCCUCAAGGUCAUGGUUUACAGCGAGCGCUCUGCGAGUCUACUUUAUAACAACUAUAAACAUGAUUCAAAUAAUUCAAAAUGGUUCAAAUGGUUGUGGACGGAAUAGAAGAAGCUUUCGCUCAACAGGCUUCCGUGUCUAGUAGCAGGGGAUCACCAAAUCUUCCAGGCAGGAACCUAGGUAUGUUAACAAUAUUACAGGAAAAGAAAUUAUUAAUCAUAGUGCGAUACUAUCCUUAGUCCUUAAGAAUAGAUCAAGUUGCCUCUUAAAGGACUCCUGGGAAGUCGCUUGGAAUAACUCGGCCGGCAGCGAGUUCCAGCAUUUGACAACGGGAAUGUUGUGCACCAACAAAUGUUGUAAUUUAUAGAUCAAGCCUGUAAAAAUGCCGUGUACCUACACAUGCAGAAAUAUAUUGUUAUUAUUAUUAAUGUGUAGAAUAUUAAUCCAUACCUAGUACAUUGUCAUGAGAAAUCGGAUAAGUU